Molecule: messenger RNA, 494 nt
Organism: Leguminivora glycinivorella
Lineage: Eukaryota; Metazoa; Arthropoda; Insecta; Lepidoptera; Tortricidae
Exons: 3
Coding region: 143-451 (102 amino acids)
Source: RefSeq, a predicted model, not a curated record
AUAAGUACUAAGCGUUCCCAGCAGUGCGUAUUUUUUAUUUACACGCCAUUUGAUCGUAAAUCCAUCUUAAGAUCUAAAGAAAGAAAGGCAAAAUUGCCAUGAUUGAAAAGUUUCUUUAAUUUUAAGAUUUGUGUAGAAAAUCAUGUGGUUCAUUUGGUUCGUUGUAGGUUGUGCCUCUGGCGUCAUGUUAACCCACGACUGUCCAUACGGUGAAAACUACAAAUCGUGCAUGUUUUACGAAGAAUACACUUGUUGGACGAACAAGGACCAUAAGGUGAGAAGUAGAAGCCCUGCCAGGAGACUUGACCACUGCUGGGGAGGCUGCGUUUGCAAGCGCGAAACAGUGCGGGCAUAUCCUGAUGGACCGUGUGUGGCAGCAUAUAGUUGCAGAGACCAAUAUUUUGUAAAGACACUGGCCAAGUUGCCCAUGGAUUUUGUUUAUUUUAGAUAAUAUUACAAUUGUUACAAAUUAGCAAAACUUUGCUUUGAACUUU